This is a messenger RNA of Mustela lutreola (European mink), 1033 nucleotides long. RefSeq names its product transmembrane protein 91 (gene TMEM91). The transcript has 4 exons. Bases 317 to 877 code for a protein of 186 amino acids. Lineage: Eukaryota; Metazoa; Chordata; Mammalia; Carnivora; Mustelidae. Gene Ontology annotation, cellular component: intracellular membrane-bounded organelle; membrane. The record is from RefSeq and is a predicted model, not a curated record.
GGUCAGGGUCCGCAGUCCUCGGAGCCCCACGCUGGCUCCCGCACACUUGGGGUAGCAGGGUUUCAGCGCUGGGCACUGACAUCGGCCUUCAAGGCCCCCACCCGGGUCGCGGCGGAGGGCGGAGCCGGGAGCCCGCCGCCCCGCCCCCAUCCCCGCCCCCGCGCGCUGCGGGCCUGGGGCGUGGAGAGGGGAGCUCAGCGGAAAACGCAGACCCCGCGCCCCCAGGCCCGGGGUCCCGGGGAGCGGAGUUCCGUGUCACCUGCGGGCCGCAGGGUCGGGGCGGGUGUCGGUGCAGGGUCCCAGGAAGUCCCGACAUAUGGCCGUGGGCGGAAACCCGUCUGGGAGCCUUUCCCCAGCCAUGGACAGCCCCAGUCUUCGAGAGCUCCAACAGCCUCUGCUGGCGGGCGUGGGCUGUGUGUCCCCCAUCCAGAAGCCUGGGGAACCUCAGAUGGGGCCUCCCUUUCGAGAGACAGCCUUUGCGGAGUCACUGGGGGGUUGGCCCUUCCUACCGUCACCUCUUCCUUCUGUGAGCGCUGGUCUUGGGGAGCUGGGAACCCCUGACCUGGAGGACCCAUCAUCCAGCGACAGCGACUCUGACUGGGACAGGGGCAGCCUUCUCUCCCCGCUCCUACCCCACGACCACCUCGGGCUGGCUGUCUUCUCCAUGCUCUGCUGUUUCUGGCCUGUGGGCAUUGCAGCCUUCUGCCUGGCCCAGAAGACCAACAAGGCUUGGGCCAAGGGUGACGUCCAGGGGGCAGGGGCUGCCUCCCGCCGAGCCUUCCUGCUGGGGGUCCUCGCCGUCGGGUUGGGCGUGUGCACAUAUGCAGCUGCCUUGGUGACCCUGGCCGCCUACCUGGCCUCCCGAGAGCCGCCCUAGUUGCCCCUGCAGCCCCCACUGUCAAUCAGGGGCCGGGACCCGGGAGCGCCGCUGGCAACGUGGAGAAUCCGGGUGGAUGAGGCGGCAGCAGCGGCAGAACCCUCCUUCCUGGCCACCGCAGCGUGAUAUUAAACUCCAGACGCUCUCGAAGCCAAA